AUGACAGCCAACAACAACAAACUCGAUAUUGCCGAUAAGGUCUGUUACUUCGCCUAUGGUUCUAACAUGAGAUCCUCGGUUAUGGAACGACGAGGAAUGAAAUUGUUUGCAGUCAAGCGACUUGUCGUGCACUCACACGUCCUGACUUUCGACAUCUUCGGUGUCCCGUAUAACGAGCCGGCCAUGGCGAGCAUAGCUGAACGGGGAGCAGUCGCGGAGUUUGACCGAGGAACGGAGUCUCCUCCGGCGGUGCACGGCGUUGGCUACGUUCUGUCGGCGGGCGACUUCGAAAAGUUGCUUAUCUCCGAGGGGGCCGGAACGGCUUACUUGGAGGUCGAAUUGGAAGCGCAUCUACUCGCCGGUGAUGGGGAAGGAGCAGAUGAAAGCACCGAUCCGAUUCCAGUCCGCACGCUAGUCGGGCGGUAUCCCUUCCGGCCGAACGCCUUACCAAGUCAGCGCUACCUACGGCUCCUAAUCGAUGGGGCUGAAGAACACAAGCUGCCGCAAUCAUAUCAGAGAUACUUAGCGACCCUGCCAAGCUAUGCCAAAAGCCUAUCCAAGGUGGAGAGUUUUGGGGCACGUCUCUUUUUGGGCUUCUGGAUGCCGGUCAUUGUUUGGACAAUGACGCGCAUCAAGACGGGCGCGCGUAGUACCGGGUCGGACCGUUCCAAUGGUUCAGGUUUAGUGGUGUGGCUUUUGUUCAAUGCCGUGUGGUUGCAUUACGAUUUUUUCCACUGUUGGAUUUGGGGCCACGGAGGUGGCAGGCGGUGAUGACAAUGAGAUGCGCCACUGUAUUUAGCCGUACGGAACGACGCAGCGAGGACCAAUAUAGUACUGGAAAGGUUCUGAACCAUAUUCGAUCUGCAAACACGUAACGCAACCCUUUGACUGUGUUUCAUGUGUCUUGAAGAAUGGAGAAUCCGUCUGAAAGCGCCCGAGCGCGAGCACUCGAGCUCCUUGAGCAAGUCCCACUCAUUGGUAAGAUCAGUUUAUUUUCAUUUACCGAUGCAAUAGCCCAAGCUGUCCAGAUGAUGUUCCCAUUAUGUGUAGGCAUCGCUUAUCCGCAUCGCAGAUGGUCACAAUGACUUCGCAU
Molecule: messenger RNA, 1093 nt
Organism: Dothidotthia symphoricarpi CBS 119687
Lineage: Eukaryota; Fungi; Ascomycota; Dothideomycetes; Pleosporales; Dothidotthiaceae
Exons: 2
Coding region: 1-771 (256 amino acids)
Molecular function (GO): gamma-glutamylcyclotransferase activity
Source: RefSeq, a predicted model, not a curated record